CCUGCGCAGUGCCGGGCGCGGCAGGUGGAGCGGGAGCCCGGGCGGCACCGCGUCGCCAUUACACAAUAGCGCGGGCGGCGCGGGCGGGCGGCGGGCGGCGCAGGAGGCGGGACGCGGGGCCCCGGAGCUGCCGAUCGGGGACAAAGCGCGGCCGCCCGGCGCCCCCCGAGCCGCCCGAGCCGGGGCGCAGCCCGCGCCCCCCGCGACUGACAUGAUGUUUCCGCAAAGCCGGCACUCGGGCUCCUCCCACCUCCCCCAGCAGCUCAAGUUCACCACCUCCGACUCCUGUGACCGCAUCAAAGAUGAGUUCCAGUUGCUGCAGGCCCAGUACCACAGCCUCAAGCUGGAGUGUGACAAGCUGGCCAGCGAGAAAUCAGAGAUGCAGCGGCAUUACGUCAUGUACUAUGAGAUGUCCUAUGGAUUGAACAUCGAGAUGCAUAAACAGGCUGAAAUCGUGAAGAGGCUAAAUGGGAUCUGUGCCCAGGUUCUGCCCUAUUUGUCACAGGAGCAUCAGCAACAGGUCCUGGGAGCCAUCGAGAGAGCCAAGCAGGUCACGGCUCCUGAGCUGAACUCCAUCAUCCGACAGCAGCUCCAGGCUCACCAGCUGUCCCAGCUGCAGGCGCUGGCCCUGCCCCUGACGCCGCUGCCCGUGGGGCUCCAGCCGCCAUCACUCCCUGCAGUCAGCGCAGGCACCGGCCUGCUGUCGCUCUCGGCUCUGGGCUCUCAGGCACACCUCUCUAAGGAGGACAAGAAUGGACAUGAUGGAGACACCCACCAGGAGGAUGAUGGCGAGAAGUCGGAUUAGCUCCUGGGGAGGGGGGUGGGGGGAGGGGGACACAGGGGAGACAGGCACAGAGAGGGAGCAGUGUUCCGAGGGCCACACAGCACAGAACUCGGUCACUACCCAAGCUUCCACCCCCAGUUCCGGUUCCAGCCUUCUUGCCCUGUACCCUGGACCUAGGGGACCUCAGAGGGACUCCCCAGGUUACAGAGGGCAGCAAGAAAUCCCCCACCUGUGACAUUUAUCCGGGUCACCGCCACCAGUCUUGGCCCAGAAUGUACACAAUGCAACUCUAGCUGCCCCUUUCCGCCCUGUGCUCCCCGAGUCCUCCCCGUGCCCCGGCUCUGCUUCCCCACACUGUACACUUGCUAGGUCCAGACCCCCCCCCAACUCACCCAGUCCAGUUCCCUCGCCCACGAAGGAGGGGGACAGAGGAAGUGACAUGAAGGCUCGGGACUGCAGUGGGGGUGGGCACCCACAAACCUCCCUUCCUCCCCUUCCCCAAAUAAACAUGAGGGUUCUGAAUUUGGUUUGUUUAUUAUUCCUUUUUUUUGCCCCAGUAUUCUAUAGCUUGUCUUCUAAAAAAGGGGAUUUAAAGAAAGUCUGUGUAUAUAGUUAGCUUUGGUGUGUCGUCUUGGUCUCCCCACGAAGGGGGAUUGCUGUACUGAGGGUGGGGUCUAGCUGUGCCUUUAAAAUAAAAACAUGAAAAGGUUG
Chionomys nivalis (European snow vole) is the source of this 1495-nucleotide messenger RNA. Its product is annotated as TLE family member 5. The transcript has 7 exons. Gene Ontology annotation, molecular function: transcription corepressor activity; protein binding. Gene Ontology annotation, biological process: regulation of DNA-templated transcription; negative regulation of canonical Wnt signaling pathway. Gene Ontology annotation, cellular component: nucleus; transcription regulator complex. Lineage: Eukaryota; Metazoa; Chordata; Mammalia; Rodentia; Cricetidae. The coding region runs from base 212 to 805 and encodes 197 amino acids. The record is from RefSeq and is a predicted model, not a curated record.